Thrips palmi is the source of this 3844-nucleotide messenger RNA. RefSeq lists its product as uncharacterized. Gene Ontology annotation, biological process: hemocyte migration. Gene Ontology annotation, molecular function: growth factor activity. NCBI's taxonomy places the organism in Eukaryota, Metazoa, Arthropoda, Insecta, Thysanoptera, Thripidae. Gene Ontology annotation, cellular component: membrane. The transcript is spliced from 6 exons. The record is from RefSeq and is a predicted model, not a curated record. The coding region runs from base 180 to 1739 and encodes 519 amino acids.
ACACGCGCCGCCCAGCCGCGCCAGCCAGCCAGGCCAGCCGCCCCCGAGGGCUCCGCGACGACGGUGUCACGUUUCAAAUCGGGAUUUGGGUGUAACAUAACCGGGACGAGUGACCAGUGUGAUUGACCAGUGAUUGGCCAGGGACGUGGUAUGCGGGCGUGGUAGACGCCGCCUCCACCAUGCUCCACGCCAGCCUGCUUUCCGUGGCCAUCGUCGCCGUGCUCAUGAGCACGGCGAUGACCGAGCCCGCGCACCACCACGGCUACCGCGCGCCGCACUGGGACAGCGGGGAGUCGCACACGGCCGCGCCGCCGCGCCUCCGACACCACCUCCGCCACCACGGCCAGGGUGCGCCCGUGCCCGCGCCCGCGCCGCCAGCCGGCAGCAGCCUGGACCACCUCCUGGACCGCCUGGACAACCUGGAGACGAUGAACCAGCUGGACGCCAGCGCGUCGUACUGGAGCCGCGCCGACGACCGCGCCGACCGCGCGGCCAUGGAGGACCUGCGGCGCGCCGCCGACGAGUACACCCGCGGCGACGCGGCCGCGGAGAUCAGGGCGGCCGUCAGGAAGCGCCACCACGUCCCGCCGGCCCUGCCCGCCCUGCCCGCCAGGACGGCCGCCUUGACCAUGGCCGCGGACGGCAAGCGGAAGUACCACCACGAGUUUUCGGACGAGGACGACGACGACGACGACGACCUGGACAACGACGACUCCCUGGCGGACGAGGAUGACAAGGAGGACGAGGAAGACGACGAGGAGGAUGAUGAGGACGACGGCGCGUCCGAGGAAGCAGACAAGGUGGACGAACUGGAUGUGGAUUACAGGAGGCACCACGUCAGCCCGGAGAUGUCCCAGGCGCUGAGCGACUCGCCGCCCAUGUCGUACAGCGAGCACAAGUGGAACUCGUACGGCACCAGGGAGAACCUGCAGAACACCCGCCGCAACGGACUCAAGCCCGAGGCGCAGACCUCUUUGCGCCAAGCCAACGAGGCGACCGAACACAUCCUCAAGAUGGCCUCCAACGGGUCCUGCAAGGUGCCGGCGCCCGUGGUGGUGAACGUGGGCAGCCUGUACCCGGACCCCUCCAAGGAGUACAUCCCGCACUGCACCAUCCUGCACCGCUGCACCGACGCCACCGGCUGCUGCAGGAGCAGCAAGUACACGUGCAAGGCGAAGCGGAGCGUGCGCAUCGAGCUCGCCUUCUACACGACGCGCGUUGGGCACCGGAACCCCAUCGUGGAGAAGCUGGCCUUCUACAACGAGACGGAGUGCGAGUGCGCGCCCAUCGAAGACACCCGCUUCCGCAUCAACGACGUCCGGGCCAGCAGCGCCAACGACGCCCACGCCACGGCCUCGUCCAGGAAGCAGCGGCAGACGCAGACCCCGGCCUACAUCGCCAUCGCGCCCUACAACAAGCCGGGGUGCCGCUGCCCCAGCACCUACAGCCCCAGGGACCUGCCCAAGCCGCGCGAAUGCACCUGCGACUGCUUCGACCGCCAGGCGGACUGCCUCAAGUUCAAGAAGGGCAAGGAGUACUUCUCCAUGGAGGACCGACUAUGCAUCGAGAAGAACCUGUGCAAGCUGCCCGAGUGCGAGUUCGGCCCCUUCUGGAAGCUGAGCGGCCGCUGCCCGAGGAAGAACGAGAAGUUCCACCACGACAACCGGAGGAGCGAGAAGUUCUCCCACGACACGCACAGCAGACCAGUGCAGUACUCCCCCAAGUUCUACCGGCCUUGAACGACCUCGAGCAGACUCGACAACCCUUCGGAGGCGUUCCCGAAGUGCCUCGAGGCGUUCUCGAGGCGUUCUCGAGGCGUUCUCGAGGCGUUCUCGAGGCGUUCUCGAGGCGUUCUCGAGGCGUUCUCGAGGCGUUCUCGAGGCGUUCUCGAGGCGUUCUCGAGGUGUUCCAGAUGGCGCUAGGAACUCUGCUGCUGAGGCGCUCUCGAUACCUCGCCCAGGGGCGUUCCUCGGGGACGUUCCCCUAGGGCAUUCCCUAGGGCGUUCCCUAGGGCGUUCCCUAGGGCGUUCCCUAGGGCGUUCCCUAGGGCGUUCCCUAGGGCGUUCCCUUAGGCGUUCGCGGGGCGUUGCCGAAAUGCUGAAGUGACGCUGCGGACUGCACGGCCUGCGGGUUGGAAGAGGCUACUUAAUGACUUGGCUGUGAUAGACAAGGACAGAUGCUGCAGCCAACUCCGACUCUAGAUUUCUCAUAGUUCGGAUAUGGGGUACGGGUCGCUGCCCGCAGCGCGCCGCAGCGUGUGUCGAACACAGGGCUGCCAACCAGGGCGAACCUACCUAGGCGCCCCUCUUGGCCGAGCGGGCAAGCUGACAAUUUCAGGCUCGUUAGAUCGUGGGUUCAACUACGAUCUUCUCCUUUUCUCCCCUUUUUGUUUGCCCGAGCUCUGCAUUCCAGAACCACCAGUGAGUGGCCGACGGGGACGCAUGUGCCUGGCUGCGCCUGGCUCGCUGCGGCUAUGGCGCCAAAACUUGUGAGUGUGUGUGUGUGUGUGUGUGUGCCCAACCGGGCGAACUUCGCUGCUGUUGUCUCCCCGCUGCGCGUCCCCUAUGACUGAGAAAAGGCUACUUCGGACAGUAUUGACAAAUUAGAAUAGAGGAAGUGAAGCAGGAAGCCUCAAUUGACUAUAUUGUAUGUUAUUUUUUCAAUAACGAAUCCUCGUUUAAGCGUAGCGUAUUUAUAUUUUGUUUUGUGUUUAUAUUUCUAAGUUUGUGGAUCGCAGCACGAGUAGAGUGUAUACAUACUAUGGUUACCGUUUUAUACCUAGUUCUAAGGGCUGGAGCACAACUUCGUUGUUUGAGGGAAAUCCUGGAGGGGUGGGGUGGGGAGGGGUCUGGAGGCCGUCUGUUGCACAAACGGCACAAGUUUUGGAGUUUUGCUCGUUACUGCAUUUUCUCUUGACGCCACGAGCGUCAUUGAACCUGCAUUCAUUCGAGUGUUAAAAUUAUUACGAGACACACUGUGAGCGUGUGUGUGAGUGUAUGUAUGCAUGUGAGUGUGUGUGACGGAGUGUGCGUGUGUUCUUGCGCGUGCGUUUUGUGGACAGGGUUUGUCAGCGCGAUCGAGACAAGUUUUGCCCAUACCUGAUUAAGAAAACCUGAAAGGUGAAAGCUGUAAGAGUUUUCAUGUGUACAGAGAGACUAUCAUUGUAGCCUAAAGUAUUUACGCAACUUUUUGUUAAAAUGGCUUCUUCUUGUAACGUAGGUCAAACAGUAAACUCUAGACUUUGAAACAGUGUAGUGUAGAUUCUAUGUAUGCAUACCCUAUUGCUCUGAAUUAGAUUCAUAUUUGGCGGAGUGACUUUGAUUCAACUUCUCUCGCUAGAAUUCUCCUGGAGAGUCAACGGAACACACUAGUGCUGUUCAAAGAACAGGUCUUAUACGUAACUUUCGCUAGCAGUUCGCGGAUCUAGUCAUCCUGCCUUUACGACCCCCUAUGCCAUGCCUGUGUACACUAUCCGGGGCACCCUGUGCGGUGCGGUUACUGCUAGUCACUUUUUAUAGAGCACUACUCCUUGAAAUUUGCUUCCGUUGAGAUGUAAUUAUUUUACGUUAAGACAUACUCUGCCGACAGAGCAGGAAUAUUAAUGCAUCUUUAAAUUAUGGCCGCCAAAAUGUGUAUUAGAAAUAUUUGGAUGCGGAGCACUGGUCCGCCGGACAGUCCUCUGCAACUCGCAUUAUGUUGAGAUGUUUGUUCGACAAAAGCCCCUUUGAUAACUUACUGCUGCUUUUGAUCUGGUGUUGAUUUUGUGUGAACGUAAGGUGCCGCGCUGAAAUGUAAAUUUAGACGAAUAAAAUCGGCAGGAAUCAACCCAGCCUUUGCCCAGAAA